GUAUGACAGGUCUUCAAUUGUGUAGUUAGUAGAUACAGUAGGUGUAGUAGGCAGCUAUUUUAGAGUAAUUACGGUAAAAACACCAACGCCGCUCGUAGAGUUAAGGAGGCCGAACAUCCAGUGACAGCAAGACUCAAAUCUACUCUAACACUACGAGGUUCAAGAGUGUGCUGUAAGGAAGCGUGUUUUUAGUUAUGACGAACCCUUAUGCACACACUAUUGAGCCUCUGGACCCCCAGAAGCCUGACCACAAGUUUUUCAACCUUAAAAAACUUAAAGACCCCAGAUAUGACCAACUUCCCUUCUCCAUCCGUGUGCUGUUGGAGUCUGCAGUGAGGAACUGUGAUGAGUUCCUGGUGAAGAAGGAGGAUGUGGAGAAAAUCCUCAACUGGAAGGUGACGCAGAGUCAGACUGUGGAGGUGCCUUUCAGACCGGCCCGCGUCAUCUUGCAAGACUUCACGGGGGUUCCUGCAGUGGUCGACUUUGCAGCCAUGCGUGAUGCAGUGAAAAAGUUACAGGGCGACCCUGAGAAGAUAAAUCCAGUUUGUCCGGCAGACCUUGUCAUAGAUCAUUCCAUUCAGGUUGACUUCAACAGGAAGUCUGACAGUGUUCAGAAAAACCAAGACCUUGAAUUUGAAAGGAACAAGGAGCGAUUUGAGUUUUUAAAGUGGGGUUCUAAAGCAUUCCAGAACAUGCGGAUCAUUCCUCCGGGUUCAGGAAUUGUCCAUCAGGUCAAUUUGGAGUACCUGGCCAGGGUUGUGUUUGACCAGGAUGGUUUCUUCUACCCGGACAGUCUUGUGGGAACAGACUCCCACACAACCAUGAUUGAUGGGUUGGGAGUGCUGGGCUGGGGUGUGGGAGGUAUUGAAGCAGAGGCGGUCAUGUUGGGUCAACCCAUCAGUAUGGUGCUGCCAGAGGUCAUUGGCUACAAACUACAGGGGACACCCAACAAAUUUAUCACCUCCACUGACAUAGUCCUUACUGUCACCAAGCAUUUGCGGCAAGUUGGUGUGGUUGGGAAAUUUGUGGAGUUCUUUGGCCCUGGUGUUGCCCAGCUGUCUAUCGCUGACCGUGCCACCAUCGCCAACAUGUGCCCAGAGUAUGGAGCCACCGCUGCCUUCUUCCCUGUAGACCACAUCAGCAUUCAAUAUCUGAAGCAGACGGGGAGAGACAUGGAGAAUCUAAGGUACAUAGAAAAGUAUCUGAAAGCGGUGGGCAUGUUCAGAGACUACAGCAACACUGCUCAAGAUCCACAGUUCACUCAGGUUGUUGAGUUGGACCUCAGUACGGUCGUCCCCUGCUGCAGUGGUCCUAAACGGCCACAUGACAAAGUGGCUGUAUCAGACAUGAAGCAGGACUUUGAAGCAUGUUUAGCGGCCAAGCAAGGCUUUAAAGGAUUCCAGGUGGCUCCUGAGCGCCAUGAUGUUCGAGUGCCAUUCCAGUUUAACGGCGCAGAGUAUUCACUCUCUCACGGAUCUGUGGUCAUCGCCGCCAUUACAAGCUGUACCAACACCAGUAACCCCUCAGUCAUGCUGGGAGCAGGUCUCUUGGCUCAGAAGGCAGUACAGUGUGGUCUCAGUGUCAAGCCGUACAUAAAGACCAGUCUGUCUCCAGGUAGUGGAGUGGUUACCUAUUACCUUAAAGAGAGUGGAGUCAUGGACUUCCUCACACAAUUAGGUUUUGAGGUAGUUGGUUAUGGCUGCAUGACCUGCAUUGGAAACAGUGGACCCCUUCCAGAGCAGGUUGUAGAAGCGAUUACUCAGGGUGAUUUGGUUGCUGCUGGUGUUUUGUCUGGAAACAGAAACUUUGAGGGUCGUGUCCAUCCCAACACACGUGCCAAUUACUUGGCCUCUCCUCCGCUGGUCAUUGCCUAUGCUAUUGCGGGCACUGUGAGGAUAGAUUUUGAAAAAGAGCCUUUAGCUGUGAACUCUAAGGGAAAAGAGAUUUUCCUAAGGGACAUCUGGCCCACACGAGAGGAAAUCCAUGCGGUGGAGAGACAGUUUGUCAUUCCUGCCAUGUUUAAGGAGGUUUAUGAGAAAGUUGAGAAAGUGAAUGAACGCUGGAACGCCCUGAAAGCCCCCUCUGACAAACUGUAUACCUGGAAUUCCAGUUCUACUUACAUAAAAUCUCCACCUUUCUUUGAUGGACUGACCCGGGAGCUCCAGACACCAAAGCCCAUAACAGAUGCAUAUGUACUGCUCAAUUUGGGAGACUCCGUGACCACAGACCACAUCUCGCCUGCUGGUAACAUUGCACGUAACAGCCCUGCUGCACGCUACCUAACUGGCCAUGGACUCACUGCAAGAGAGUUUAACUCAUACGGUUCUCGCCGAGGCAACGACGCAGUCAUGGCUCGAGGCACAUUUGCUAACAUCCGCCUAUUUAACAAGUUUAUAAACAAGCAAGGACCAUGUACCCUCUAUCUUCCUACAGGGGAGACGAUGGAUGUAUUUGAUGCUGCAGAAAAAUAUCAGCAGGCUGGUCAUUCUCUCUUGAUUCUGGCAGGCAAAGAGUAUGGAUCAGGAAGCUCUAGAGAUUGGGCAGCUAAAGGACCCUUCCUGCUGGGCAUCAAAGCUGUACUAGCAGAGAGUUACGAGCGGAUUCAUCGCAGUAAUCUGGUGGGCAUGGGCAUCAUUCCUCUUGAGUACCUGCCGGGUGACAGCGCUGAAAGCCUCGGGCUCACUGGCCGCGAGCGAUACACUGUGAUGAUUCCCCCACAGCUCACUCCCAGAAUGACUGUGGACAUCAAGCUGGACACAGGGAAAACAUUUCAGGCUAAGAUGAGGUUUGACACGGAUGUGGAGCUCACUUACUUCCAUCAUGGUGGAAUCCUCAACUACAUGAUUCGCAAGAUGUCUGAAAAUUAAGAUGGAAAGGACACCCUCUUCAGGACGUUCUAAACGCACAUAUCCAGCAUCUAGAUACUUGUUUUGUCCUAUCAGUGUUUCUUUUUUUUUUUCUUAUUAUAGGGAUAGUUCACCGAAAAGUGAAAAUUAUCCCAUGAUUUACUCUCCCUCAAGCCAUCCUAGGUGUAUAUGACUAUCUUCUUUCAGACAAACAUAUUU
Messenger RNA from Megalobrama amblycephala (Wuchang bream), 3065 nucleotides. It is a transcript of the gene aco1, whose product is annotated as aconitase 1, soluble. The record is from RefSeq and is a predicted model, not a curated record. NCBI's taxonomy places the organism in Eukaryota, Metazoa, Chordata, Actinopteri, Cypriniformes, Xenocyprididae. Gene Ontology annotation, molecular function: 4 iron, 4 sulfur cluster binding; aconitate hydratase activity; iron-responsive element binding. Bases 195 to 2867 code for a protein of 890 amino acids. Gene Ontology annotation, cellular component: cytosol; mitochondrion. Gene Ontology annotation, biological process: tricarboxylic acid cycle; citrate metabolic process. The transcript is spliced from 21 exons.